Molecule: messenger RNA, 1772 nt
Organism: Sphaeramia orbicularis (orbiculate cardinalfish)
Lineage: Eukaryota; Metazoa; Chordata; Actinopteri; Kurtiformes; Apogonidae
Gene: ercc8
Product: excision repair cross-complementation group 8
Exons: 12
Coding region: 289-1494 (401 amino acids)
Biological process (GO): protein polyubiquitination; transcription-coupled nucleotide-excision repair; proteasome-mediated ubiquitin-dependent protein catabolic process
Cellular component (GO): Cul4A-RING E3 ubiquitin ligase complex; nucleotide-excision repair complex
Molecular function (GO): protein binding
Source: RefSeq, a predicted model, not a curated record
AACCGGAAGUUACGUUUCAACAUGGACGCCCUUUGUGUGAUAGCUGUCUUGGGAAGCUAAUAGAAAAUGAUGAAAAGUUGAAUAAAUUGAAGCUUAAUAGGACUUUUACAAUAUUUUUUGUUAUAGUACCGCUUUGCGUACAAUGUCACGACUUACUGGGCGCGCAGAGUGUCUGUAUGUAUUAAACAUUUUCUUUAUUGUGGCUAACAUGAUAGCCUUUGAGCUCGGUCAGCCCACUAGCCAAAAGUAAAUACAAGUCCUGCUUCAACAAUAAAACUCUCUGGAACAAUGUUGGGGUUUCUCACAGCAAGGCAGGCUGGUCUGGAUGACCCUCUGCGACUAAGAAGAGCAGAGUCAACGAGGAGGGUACUCAGCCUGAAGUUGAAUCCUGACAGAGAUGUGGACAGAAUCCAUGGAAAUGGCAUCAAUACCAUUGACAUAGAUGUAAUAGAGGGCAGAUACAUGUUAUCAGGAGGAGCAGAUGGAGUGAUUGUCAUUUAUGACCUGGAAAACUACAGUGGAAAGCCAGAGUACACCUGUAAGGCGAUAUGCACUGUAGGCAGGUCUAACCGGCAUGUCCACAAAUUUAGUGUAGAGACAGUCCAGUGGUAUCCUUAUGACACAGGCAUGUUUGUCUCAAGUUCCUUUGACAAGACCAUGAAGGUCUGGGACACUGACACACUGAAGCCUGCUGAAGUCUUUGAGUUUGAGGGAAAUGUCUAUAGCCACCAUCUGUCCCCUAUUGCCAGGAAGCAUAGUCUCAUUGCAGUGGGUACCAAAAACCCUAAAAUCCAGCUGUGUGACAUGAAGUCUGGUUCAUGCAUUCAAGUCCUGCAGGGUCACAGAGCGGAGGUCCUCUCUGUGCGAUGGUCACCCAGAUAUGAGUACAUCUUGGCUAGUGCUAGUGCAGACAGCAAGGUGAGAUUAUGGGAUGUGCGUCGGGCUGCUGGAAGUCUAUUCACAUUAGACCAACACAACGGAGACAAAUCCAAAGCCUCUUCUGAGGCAGUGAACACGGCUCAUAAUGGCAGAGUGAAUGGUCUGUGUUUCACUGGCGAUGGCCUCUACCUCCUCACCACUGGGACCGAUGACCGGAUGAGACUGUGGAAUAGUGCCACAGGGGAAAACACACUGGUAAAUUAUGGGAAGGUCUGCAAUGAAAGUCGGAAAAGGCUACAGUUCACAGUGUCACGUGGCUGCAGUCCUGAGUUUGUGUUUGUACCAUGCGGCAGCUCAGUCGCCGUUUACGGCCUCCACACGGGAGAGCUGGUCACCAUGCUCAGAGGUCAUUACAACAACGUCGACUGCUGUGAGUUCCACCCAGACUACCAGGAGCUAUACACUGGAGGUAAAGACUGUAACAUCCUGGCCUGGGUUCCUGUCCUUCGUCCAUCAGAUGUGGAAGAAGAGUCAGAUGGUGCAAAUAAGGGUGCUGCUGGCCAGACUUCAGUGAACCCUGCCUUUCAGGAUGCGUGGAGCAGUGAUGAAGACUAAUGCUGGUGUUUUGCAAAUGAGGGCACAGUGGACACAUGUCAGAAAAUGCAAAUGAGCACACAUAUGCAGGAAAAACAACCUGUAAAAUGACUGAUAGACGGACACCACUGAAGAUAACUAUGGAUUUAAAGCCUGUUCUUCUGACAAAAGCCUUAAUGUUCAAGAUAUGUAAUCAUUUUCUUGGCUUUAUAUGUAUAAUUGUUGCUUUUAUACAUUGGAUGCAGUGAUGUUAUUGUUAUUUGUUAGAUUUUCAUUUAAAUGAAAGGCCAACAUGUUCA